CAUCGCGAGACCCGGCAACCCGGCGAGACGCCGACUUGACAAAAAGUUUUUGAACCGCGUGGUUGCGAGUCAGUCCUGUGUAAAUUGUUGACUAGGCGGGAAGAUUCUCAUCAUGAAGCUCAAGAAGACUCAAGGUGCACCUGCAAAGCCAUCUAAGGUCGGCAAGGAAAAGAAGCUGCAGAAGGCGAAUGACAAUGACGGAGAUGUGGAGUCGGACACAGAAGACUACGUUAAAGUUUCCACAAUGCCAAACAAGAAGCCGAAGAUCCCAGCACCUGAGGCAGACUCUGAAGAGGAUGACCUUGAGGUAGAUGAUGAAGAUGUUGACGAUGAGGAUGAUGAACUGGAUGAAGACAGCCUUGAUGAUGAUGAGCUAGAUGACAGUGAGGGCCUAAGUGGUGAAGAUGACGAUGAAGUGCCUCAGUUGGUGGCAGCUGGAAAGGCCAAAGCCAAGCAAAAGAAUGCAGCAAAACAAGUUUCUUUAGAAGAAGGGAGCGAGGAUGAUGAUGAUGAAGACGAUGAGAGUGACCUGGAAGAUGAGGAGGAUGAUGACGACGACGACGACGACGACGAAGAUGAGGAGGAAGAGGAGGAAGUAACCAUCAAGGUCAAGAAGCUAUCCAAAGCACCGCAGGCCAAACGUAAAGCAGAUGAGGGGCCCACAGAGCAGACAAGCAAGAAAGCCAAGCAAGGAGAUGGCAUUCCAAGGUCACUGCUCAUGGACGUAGAUGAAUACGACAAGUUGUUCCUGUAUGUGGGCAAUCUCCCAAAAGGCUGCGCUGUUGAGGAAGUGAAGGACCUGUCCCCCGACAUUGUCAGUGUGCGAACGAAUGUCAAAUUGGGCGAGAAAUUGUCAUUUGCUUUCGUGGAGUUCAAAAAUGAAGCGGAUGCUGAUCGCAACUUCAAGCGCCUGCAAAAGGCCAGCCUGCGAGGCCAUCCUCUGAGAGUGGGCUACCGUGGUGCCAAACGUGCUGACCUGCCUUCUAACUGGCGAGAGGUUCAGAACGAGCUUUGUGUGUAUGGCCUGCCCCAAGGAUUAUCACAGCAUCGGGUGGCCAGGCUCUUUCCCACUGCCACCAACGUUUCCACCAUGGCUUUCUACACCUUGGUGACCUUUGAGAGCAAGGAUGCAUUGCUGGCUGCCCUCAAGAACAACGCAUGCCAUUACAUGGAUGGGCAUCCACUCAAGUUCUCCUACCGCCUAAAGCCUGCUGGUGAAGGUAAGAAGAAGAAGAUCAAAAGGAAGAAGAGGAAAGACAGGCAGCAGCAAGUGAAGCGUGGCAAUUUGUCCGAUUCCAAGCCUGGCAAAAGCACUCCGGAAAUGUCUGAAAGAAAACAAAUCUCAAGAAUGUCUGAAAGAAAACAAAACACAGUGUCUGGAAAAAAGCCAUUUGAGAAGCAAGGAGGCAAACCUGCGCAUGCAAAGACAUCCAAGGCCAAGUUUGAUGCUAAGCGCAAAGAGGUGAAAAACACUGCUGGAUCUGCAAAGCAGAGAAAAGUUUAAAAGCAGUGAAGUGCUAAAUCAUUUGUGGCACAAAAUAGAAAAGUGCUCCACAGCAUCGUCAUUUCUGCAGUUCAGCAAAAUGAAGUUGCAGUACACAUUGAGUUCAGUGUGAAAAUGAAAAAGGUGGGACCUAUGCUGCAUCUUAAUGGGAGACACAUACUGCUAUUCAAAUAAUGUUCAUCAUUUUUUUUCAUCAAUAUUAAUAAAGUUUUCCAGUCUUAA
Molecule: messenger RNA, 1726 nt
Organism: Dermacentor andersoni
Lineage: Eukaryota; Metazoa; Arthropoda; Arachnida; Ixodida; Ixodidae
Molecular function (GO): RNA binding
Source: RefSeq, a predicted model, not a curated record